AUGAUACCAAGUCAAGCUCUACUAUUCCUAUCCUUAGGAAUCACCGCUGUUACAGGCCGCUCUACGAAACCCAACUUUAUCUUUAUUAUCACCGACGAUCAGGAUCUACAUCUAAACUCUAUCGACUAUCAGCAUUCUGUACAAAAGCACUUUUCUCAAGAAGGUACUUGGUUCAAGAAGCACUUCUGUACCGUAUCACUGUGUUGUCCAUCAAGAGUAUCUCUUUUGACAGGGAAAGCGGCUCAUAACACGAACAUUACGGAUGUCUCUGCUCCUUACGGCGGAUAUCCUAGGUUCAUUGAGGAAGGAUUCAACGAUCACUACCUUCCAGUAUGGCUUCAAGAGGCGGGAUACAACACUUACUAUACUGGGAAGCUUAUGAACGGCCACUCCAUCACUACAUAUGAUGCACCUCGGGCCAGUGGUUGGAACGGGUCUGAUUUCUUGAUUGAUCCAGGAACAUAUGUCUUCUACAACUCUACCAUGACGCGUAACCAUGACCCCUACAAGAAUCUACCAGGAGAGUAUUCAACCGACUUAGUCGCCAAUGCUGCAGUUGGAUUCCUAGACGAAGCCAUUGCAGCAUCUGAUCGACCGUUCUUCAUCGGUGUCGCUCCUAUAGCUCCUCACUCAGAAACGAUUACCGACCCACGACCUGUGAAGUUCAACCCACCAGUACCAGCAAAGAGACAUGAGCAUCUCUUCCAGAACGUGACAAUACCGCGGACACCAAACUUCAACCCAAACAAGCCAGGAACUGCUUCCUACUUCAAAACUCUCCGCCAACUCAACCAAUCUGAAAUUGACUACAACGACGACUGGUACCGAAAACGACUCCAAUCCCUUCAGUCCGUGGACGAGCUCAUCGACUCCAUCAUAGCCCGUCUAAACGCCACCCCGGAGGUCCUAGAAAACACCUACCUAAUCUACACAACAGAUAACGGCUUCCAUAUCUCGCAGCACCGCCUCCCACCCGGAAAAAGCUGCGGCAUCGAAGAGGAUGUCAAUAUACCCUUCUUCAUCCGUGGUCCUGGUAUAGCAAAAGGCGCUGUUCAAACUAUUCCUUCUAGCCACACUGAUAUUGUACCCACGCUUUUCCAUUUAGCCGGUAUACCUCUCCGAGAAGACUUUGAUGGGGAGCCUAUUCCCGUUACUGAAGAGCUACUUGCGCGGAAUGAGAAGAGUGAGCACAUUAACAUCGAAUUCUGGGGCAACUACCUAGUAGAAGGAAACACAUUUUUCGGACAGAGUUCUUUGGUGAAUAACACGUAUAAGACGGUGAGGGUCGUUGGAGAGGAGUAUGACUUGGCGUACACGGUUUGGUGUACGAAUGAGCAUGAACUUUAUGAUAUGACGGCAUGUAUCUUCUUUCUGCUAUCCUUUGUCCUUCACGGCUAA
This is a messenger RNA of Alternaria atra, 1398 nucleotides long. RefSeq lists its product as uncharacterized. The transcript is spliced from 4 exons. The coding region runs from base 1 to 1398 and encodes 465 amino acids. Lineage: Eukaryota; Fungi; Ascomycota; Dothideomycetes; Pleosporales; Pleosporaceae. Gene Ontology annotation, molecular function: glycosaminoglycan binding; N-acetylglucosamine-6-sulfatase activity. The record is from RefSeq and is a predicted model, not a curated record.